This is a messenger RNA of Saitoella complicata NRRL Y-17804, 1728 nucleotides long. RefSeq lists its product as uncharacterized. Gene Ontology annotation, cellular component: spliceosomal complex. NCBI's taxonomy places the organism in Eukaryota, Fungi, Ascomycota, Saitoellomycetes, Saitoellales, Saitoellaceae. Bases 1 to 1728 code for a protein of 575 amino acids. Gene Ontology annotation, biological process: mRNA splicing, via spliceosome. The transcript is spliced from 2 exons. The record is from RefSeq and is a predicted model, not a curated record.
AUGGCCAGUGUAUCAGCAGCCCUGAACAGGAUCCUUCCAGCUCCUCAGUACGAUGACGAGUCAACCGGCCGCGAGGAUGACCAGAUCGGUCACGAAGAGCAAGCGUUGACAAUCACCAAUGCCGCGCCGCCAUACGGUCGACGACAAGGCUGGCAGCCUCGGACAAACGACGAUUUCGGGGAUGGUGGUGCAUUUCCCGAGAUUCAGGUUGCGCAGUACCCACUCGAUAUGGGCCGGAAGGGGAAGAAGUCGACGAGUAACGCGUUGGCGCUACAGGUUGAUGCAAAGGGUGCGAUCAAGUAUGAUGCGAUUGCGAAGCAGGGACACGGCGAUACGCGAAUUGUACAUUCUAGCUUCAAAGACCUCAUCCCACUGAGGCAGCGAGCCGACGUGGGCGACAUCUCCCUCGCCCGUCCCUCCGAAGAAGAUGUUCAAGCAACCGCCGAGAAGACACGGGCAGCCCUCCAAAAGCUGGUAUCCGGACAGCUAGCAGCAGCUAAUCCGAAGAAUGUCCGCGUCAACUCUAACCGAGAACCAACCUACGUCCGCUACACCCCCGCCAACCAAAUGGGCGAAUCAUCAUCCACACACCACACCCAACGCAUCAUCAAAAUGGUAGACGUACAGGAAGACCCAAUGGAACCGCCAAAAUUCAAACACCGCAAAAUCCCACGCGGACCAGGCAGCCCUCCACCACCCGUAAUGCACUCACCCCCCCGCCGCCUCACACACGAAGAACAAUCCGCCUGGUCAAUCCCCCCCUCAAUCUCAAACUGGAAAAACAACAAAGGGUACACGAUCCCCCUCGACAAACGUCUCGCAGCCGACGGCCGCGGUCUCCAAGAUGUCGGCAUCAACGAUAAUUUCGCGAAAUUGAGUGAAGCGCUUUUCGUUGCUGAUCGGAGUGCGAGGGAGGAGGUAAGGGAAAGAGCGAGGAUGCAGGCAAGGUUGGCGGAGAAGGAGAGGGAGGCGAAGGAGGAGCAUUUGAGGGUUUUGGCGCAGAAGGCUAGGGAGGAGAGGAUGGGUGGGAUGGGGAUGAGGGGGCGGGUACAGGAGCGUGUGCAUAGUCCAGAGGGGUCGGGGGCUGCGAGACGGGAUGUGUCGGGUAGUCGAAGCAGGAGGAGCGAAACCGAAGAAGACCGCCGCGCCGCCGCCGAACGCGACUCCCUCCGCCGCGAACGCCGCGCCUCAGCCGAACGCCAACUCCGCCUCUCCCGCCUGGGCACAGCAACCCAAGCCCGCAUCCUCCACCGCGACAUGUCCGAGAAAAUCGCGCUCGGACUCGCGAAGCCAAGUCAGUCAAAAGAGGCGAUGUACGAUGCUCGAUUGUUUAAUCAGGAGAGUGGGGUGGGGAGUGGGUUUGGGGAGGAGGAUGGGUAUAAUAUUUAUAGUAAGGGGUUGUUUGCUGCGAGGGAGGGUGCGGAGGCUAUAUACCGUCCUGGAGGGUCGGCUUCUAUUGAUGUAGACGGAGACGACGCGGAUGAAACCCUCGCGCGCGCGACGAAGGGGGAAAGAUUCGAAGUCCUUGGACGAGCGAAGAAGGGGUUCAGCGGAGCCGAUGCCGCGGUCCCGAGGGAGGGCCCGGUUGUGUUUGAGAAGGAUACGGUUGAUCCGUUUGGUGUUGAUAGUUUUUUGAGGGAGGCGAAGGAGAAGGCGGACGGGGGGAAGAAGCAUGGGUUGGAUGAGAGUACGACGGGGAGGAAGGAGAAGAGGGGGAGGUAUGAGUGA